CCAUUUCCUCUCUCUUAUUGUCUUCUAUGGUUCAUGUGCUGCUUCAUCUGUAUAACGCUAAUUACGUUGUUCUUCGCUCUCUUCUGAUUCUCGAUUCGUUUUUUUUUUUUUUUCUUUCUGAUCGGGUGUCCGAUUUGGUGUUCUCUGUUAAUCGAAUUGGAUGAUUUUGCUGAUGAUGAUGUAUUGUUUCAUUUUUAGGGUUUGUUGUUGAUUUCUUAUGCCAUGUUCAAGAGAUAGUGCGCUUAAAGGAAGGCAUCGAGGAUUUACGCUUAUUAGAAGGAACUGUGGGUGGAUUCUGAUAGGGAUCAGUGCUUGGCUUUUGAGUUUCGUCCUUUGAUUUUGUAGAUUUCGAUGCUUCUGAUGAGACCCUUUUUGGUUCUUGUGAUUCACACCUUAGUGAUUUGUUUCUAGCAUUUUUGGAUACUUUGGUUCUCAAAUCUCUUGAUUGUUGCCUGCAAUUCACUGGGUAGCCUGCACUUUGGAGAUAUCUGAAAGACCAUACAAGGAUUGGAUUUGCUAUACAGUAUUGUAAAUGACAUAGAUUUUGUUUAGUGGUCUCUUGUCCGGAUAGCUUUUGGAUGAAUAAUUUUUCGAGUUUGAUUUGGAGAGUUACGAUUUAAGAAGGAUGGAGAAAGAAGGUGUGUGUGAUAACAUCAAGUUAACUGAUCAGAUGCACCCUGAUGAGCCUUUCUGUUCCGAGAUGAAAACUGAAACCAUUGCUUCAUCUCAGAAAACUGAAGGAGGCGAGGGGAGUAAUGUGGUUUUUUCGAGAGAGGCACCUUUAAUAGGAAAGGAUCCAGCUGGAACUAAUUCGGGUGAAUGCUGCGGUUGUAGUGCAAAUAAACUAAAUUUCAAAGAGAAUGAUGAUCUCAUUGAAAAGGAAAAUAUUGAGCAGCUGAAAAAGCUUAAUAGGCAAGAAAGAAUAGAGUUGGGACGACUCUUCCAAGGCGCUGUUACCUCACUGGAUUGGGAACUUGCUGACAGAUUGAUUCAGUUGGCUGAUCCACAAACUUUAAAUGACUUGUUGUGUGUUGGUCUUGAUUCAGUUUGGUUCUUGAGUACAAAUCCUGAGUUUCAGAGGAUCACCGGAUUGAUUAAGAAGAUCAUAUGUCAUGGUGCUCAUGACUUUACAAGAGCUACUCUUAGGACUUCGUUUCUCGCUUCAUGUGUCUCUGCUUGCCAGAGCCGGACAAUGAGUCUUGCUGAUACAGUAACUGUUAUGGCUCAAAGGUUGCAUGAGCGUCUCCAAGAGUGCAACGGGGAUGAGAUUCUGAAAGCAGAGGCUGGUGCCAAAGUUCAGAAGUUCACUGAAUGGGCUCUCAAAUGUAUAGGUUUCCACUCCCGAUGUCAGGGGGCAAAGGAUAGGGUUAGCCAAAAUUCAGCUGCUGAGAUUGAACUACAACUUUCUGCUUUCAAGAUGUUCUUAGAUUUAGCAGGAAACCAUCUAUCAGGAAGAGACUUCACCGAGGCCUUCGAUGCAGCUUGUUUCCCACUCACUCUGUUCUCCAACUCGUUCGAUCCUGGCUGGGCAUCUGGAAUGUCAGCUACUGUUAUACAUGGACUGCUCGGUAUGCUGGUUGAAGGUGGUGCAGAUAACGUGAAUCAAUGUUUCCUCGAAGCUUCACGUUUUGGUAGUACAGAACUUGUCCGCGUCUUGUUGCAGAUUGCUCAAAGGAACAGCUUAGAUGUUGAUGUGGACUUAGCUCUUGGUUUUGCCUCGCAUUAUUGUAAAAUAGGGACAAUGAAGUGCCUAGUCGAAGAAGGUAAUGCCAUUGCCUUCUUGGGCCCUUUAAUGAGAGCAGCAGAGAGAGGUUGCAUGCAAGUUGUUCAAUGGUUUGUGAAAAGAGGUUGCCGUGACAUGGAACUUUGCUUGGCUCUAACAGCCGCCACUUCAAGUUGCCAAGUCGAGGUUGCUGCUUAUCUUCUCCCUCGUGUUCCACCACCUGUCUUAACCGCUCUCAGCAUUGAAAUCCUCAAAGCAGCUGGAGAAAGAAGCGGAGGGUCUCUCCAAGGAGUAGAGUUUCUCCUCAAAUCAGACUUCUUAGGAGAUUCCACGGCUACAUACUCAGUCGCAGACAGCAUCGCGAGGUCAUCAGAAGACGAAUCCGUUCCUUCAGAUCUAAAAUCAUUUCUCCAAGAACACUGGUCGGAGUCAGCUUUUGAGAAAGGAAUGAGAGAAAGCCAUGAAAAUUUCAUGAAUUUCAUGAGAGUUUUGAAAAAAGGCGAGUCCGCGAUAUCCUUAAGAGACCUUCCUGCACCGCUAAGAGUAGCAAUAGCAUACAUGCCGCUGUACAGAGAGUGCAUGAAAGGGGAUGGUCGGUUACUGUCUCAGAGGCUAAGAGGACAGCUUGUGGAAGCUGUGAGACAGCUUCAAGGUUGUGCUGUUGCAGUUGUGGAAGUAAGCCAGACUCGUAACCUUAUGGCGGUUUUGGAGCAUCACCUUACCGCCAUUUUCGAUUAAAACAAAUGGAUUCUGCUUUGGGCUUCUUCACUGCUUUUCUAAUUUCUACGAAUAGUUGAAAAAUAAGAAAAUAAAUAUUACGAUUUUAACGGAUAUAUGGGAUUGGGUUUGAGAUGACGAAGUGAGGGUUUUUUGUAUAAUUUCUUCUUAUGAUGAUGCGUCUAUUAUGUCAGUCUCUUCUCCUCCAUUUCCCUUAUUAUGGCGUUGGUUUCUUCUUUUUUUACA
This is a messenger RNA of Arabidopsis lyrata subsp. lyrata, 2686 nucleotides long. RefSeq names its product ankyrin repeat protein SKIP35. Bases 626 to 2461 code for a protein of 611 amino acids. The record is from RefSeq and is a predicted model, not a curated record. Lineage: Eukaryota; Viridiplantae; Streptophyta; Magnoliopsida; Brassicales; Brassicaceae. The transcript is spliced from 3 exons.